GUUAGAUAACAACUUUUGUCAUAGGUAAAUAUAAUAUGUAAUCUUUGUACUUUCACUAUCAAAUAUUCAAAGUCAAGUUUUAAUUCGCGUAGGUACAUCGUUUUUACUAUUUACGUUUAUACUAUUAUUACAUUUUUACUUUGAAAAUGAAUUUUAAACUACUAUUUCUGAUACUAUAUACCAGUCAUAAUGUUAAAAGUAUGACUUUAGAUCAAGUCAUCCUUUUAAGCAGACAUAAUGUGCGAACGCCACUGUCGAAAUACUUAACUGAAAUGACUCCAAAUGAGUGGCCUAAAUGGAAAGAAAAGAGUGGUUACUUAACCGAAAAAGGUUUUGAACUGGAAGGUUUCAUGGGCAAAUAUUUUUCAAUGCGGUUCCAAAGAGAAGGCUUGAUAUCAAGUUGUCCGACCGAAGAUGACUUCUUUGCAUAUGCUAAUACUAAACAGAGGACAAGGAUGUCUGCUCUAGCAUUUGUAUCUCAAUGUUAUCCCGGAUGUAAUGUUACCAUACAUCAUUCAAACACAACAGUGGACCCAAUAUUCAAUCCAGUAAUCCACAAUAACUCUGAUGUUUUUAGAGAUAUUGUUAUAGAACAAAUGACGGACCGUCUAAAAUGCUUAAAUUUGAAUAAAUCUUUUGAUUACAUGGAAAGUGUUUUAGAUUUCAAACAUUCGUCUAUUUGUACUGAAGAGCGGGAAUGUGAUUUGAAAUCAGAUAGUAACAAAAUUGUUGAUAUAAAACGAGGAUUUAAACCUAACCUGUCAGGUCCGUUGAAAAUAUCGAAUUCAGCGAUUGAUGCAUUUAUUAUGGGAAAUUAUGAAGGAUUUCAACAAAUCGCUUGGGGAAAGUUACGCACAGAAGAACAGUGGAUCACUAUAAUGAAAUUAAGCAGAGCAUAUCACAAUGUUAUUUUCAACACGACAAUUGUUGCUGACGAUAUUGCUAGACCACUGAUAAGAUAUAUUUCAAGCAUAGUCCAAAAAGGGCAUCCAAAAAUUAGUUUAUUGAUGGGCCACGAUGCAAAUAUAUACACAAUACACAGAGCGUUGAAUUUCAAAUCAUAUAAUUUAAGAAAUCAACACGAAUUAAUACCGGUUGGCGGGAAAAUUAUGUUUGAAAAAUGGUUUGAUGUGAAAAAUGAUCGGUAUUUGUUAAGAAUUAAUUAUGUAUAUCAGUCUACUGAGCAGCUUAGGUCUGCUACAGAAUUGAGUUUGCACAAUCCUCCACACUUCCACUUGAUGGAGUUAGAAAAUUGUCAAACUGAUAAAAAUGGUUAUUGUUUAUGGGAAGACUUCGAGACAAUAUUGCAUAAUUUGAGUUUUAAUUAGUUUUUUUAUAUGCAUACUAGCGGCCCGUUCGGGUAAAAACGUAACAAAUUAAACACCUAAACCUUCCCCAGGAUUCUCUCUAUCUGUUAAUGAAAACCGCAUGAAAAUAGAGCACCGAACAGACAGACAGAAGC
Messenger RNA from Plodia interpunctella (Indianmeal moth), 1462 nucleotides. RefSeq names its product glucose-1-phosphatase-like. The record is from RefSeq and is a predicted model, not a curated record. Gene Ontology annotation, biological process: dephosphorylation. The coding region runs from base 147 to 1328 and encodes 393 amino acids. NCBI's taxonomy places the organism in Eukaryota, Metazoa, Arthropoda, Insecta, Lepidoptera, Pyralidae. Gene Ontology annotation, cellular component: outer membrane-bounded periplasmic space. Gene Ontology annotation, molecular function: sugar-phosphatase activity. The transcript has a single exon.